AUGGCAGCCAACCAAAUCAUCUGGAUGAUGGUGCUGAAAAAGCUCGGCGUUUACGACUGGUGGGCAGCGUCCGAGAGACGCUCCAAGAGCUCUCAUGUCAAACAAGAAGACUUCCCGCCCAAUGCCAAAGACUUUUCUGGAGGCUCCCUCUUCUCGUCCGACAUUUGGAUCGAAGGGCAACGCGUCGUUGUGCCUAAGGCCGCGACUGGACGGGUCAACCUCCCCGCCGCCAACAAGCCCGCCCUCCUCCUCAAAACAUGCAUCCCUCUGACGGUUGAAGAGGGUGUCCUGCGACCAACAUGCCCGGUGAUCCAACGGCAAGCACGGAUCGAAAUUCCGGCCAUCGCCGGCAUGAAUGAGGUCUCUUCUCUCCCUGUCGCCAGAGGCAACCUGGGAUUCAUUCCUGGGAUUUUAAUCUCUCUCCUCGUCGUCGCCGUCCUCUUUGCUCUCGCCAACCUCACCAAUUGGCGCAGACGCGCACUCCAAGCCGAAGAUUCGGCACAGCGCCGGGAAACCAUGGUCUGCGACCAUGAAGAAAAAUUCCGUGUCCUGAGAAGCGAAAUCGAGGGACAGAAGGAAGAGAUUGCCUGCCUGGAGAAGGACCGCGAGACCUAUAAAAGCAGCAAUCAAGCUCUCGAAAAGGAGAUGAAAGAGGCCAAGGAAAAGCUCGAAGAAAAUAGAGCAUCCAUGACUGCAAAUGACGAGCUCGCAAGAGAACAGCAAGCGAAGCUCGAAGAGAAAGGCUCCUUGAUCACGGAGCAAGAAGCCACCAUGGCGAAAAAGGACUCCUUGUUUAAGGAGCAAGAGGCCAUUAUGGCAGACCUGAUCAAGGAGAAAGAAGCCAUGAUGGCUAAACAGCACUCCUUGAUCGCAGAGAAAAAUGCCAGCAUGGCCAAGCACAAGGCCGAGAUUGAGGAGCAAAAUGCCAGCAUGGCCAAGCAGAAGGCCCAAAUCAAAGAGCAAGCAGCCACCAUAGCCAAGCAAAAGGCUCAGAUUAAAGAGCAAACUGCCAGCAUGGCCAAGCAGAAGGCCCAGAUUAAGGAGCAAAAUGUCAAAAUGGCGAAAAAAGACUCCUUGAUCAAGGAGCAUGAAGCCAUGAUUGCUAAAAAGGACUCCGACAUCGCUCAGAAAAAUGCAGCCAUGGCCAAGAAAGAGGCCGAGAUCGAGAAGCAAAAUGUCAAAGUGGCUGACCAAAAGGCCGAGAUCAAGAAGCAAGCAGUCGCCAUGGCGAAAAAAGACUCCUUAAUCAAGGAGCAAGAAGCCAAGAUGGCUAGACGAGACUCCUUGAUCGCGGAGCACGAAGCCACUAUGGCUAAGCAAAAGACCAAGAUUGAGCAGCAAGACGCCGUCCUGAUCGAAAGAGACUCCUUGAUCAAGGAGCAAGAAGCCACGAUAACUCAACGAGACUACUUGAUCACGCAAAAAAAGGACAGAAUCGCCAAGCUAGAGGACGAUAUCGAGGGGCUAAAUCAAUUCGAAAAGGACCGAAAUGCCGACUUCCUCAAGGACUUUGAUGAUGUGCAGGAGAGCAGAAUUGCGUCGCUACAGUCCCGGUUGGACAGGCAAGAAGAACAUUACGGCGAUGAACUGAGCAAUGCGAAGGACGCUCUCCAGCAGAAGGAGAACGAGAUCAAGGAGAAGGCUGACGCCGUGGCCCGACUUGAGGAGGAGAAGGAAGCCGCCGCAAAGGAAGCGAGCGCGCUCGGCGGCGUCAGAGACCGCCUGACGAAGCAACUCGAGGAGGCAAACAAGGAGCUGCGGUCGGCCAAAUUUUUCGACAAGGACCUCUCGCGCCGCAGGGAGGAAAUGUUGGCGAAGCAGACCAAGCGGCUUCACAAUCACACCCUCCACAUCAAGGCGCUCAAGGCGCAGAUCGAGGGGCUGGGCAAAGUGCCCGUCUCCCCGCCCACACCAGCGGGCGACGCCACACCUGCGCCAGCACCAAACCCGACGCUUGAAGUACCAGAGGCUCCUGCGACGACUCCGGCGCAGCCGUCGACGCCUGAACCUCGCCCGUCCGCUCCCACGUCUGGCCGUCAAUUGACGGACAGUCGCUGGGCCGAUGCGACCCCUCCGAGCGGGCCUGCCGCCAUGCGCGGUGGGUUCCAAGGACGCGGUCGUGGACGUGGCAGGGGUGGGUACUGA
Fonsecaea multimorphosa CBS 102226 is the source of this 2145-nucleotide messenger RNA. RefSeq lists its product as uncharacterized. The record is from RefSeq and is a predicted model, not a curated record. The coding region runs from base 1 to 2145 and encodes 714 amino acids. Lineage: Eukaryota; Fungi; Ascomycota; Eurotiomycetes; Chaetothyriales; Herpotrichiellaceae. The transcript has a single exon.